CAUCAUCCUCUUCGCGCGCUUUCUCCUCCUUCUCGUCAUCAUCCUCACCGCGCUCUCCUUCCUCCUCGUCAUCGCCAUGGCGUCCCCGCGGCUCGAGACCUUCUGCUGCCCGAACCGCGAUCCCGCCACCGAGUUCGUCAUCAGCUUCGCGCCGCGGCUCUUCACCGCGAUGUGCGCGUGCAGCGCGAGCCUGAGCUUCUUCUUCUGCGUGUUGCAGAUCCUGCCGAAGCGGAGCAGCUUCCGGUCUCCGCGUCCCAAACCCGCCUCGUCCCUCAGGAUUCUGCUCAUCAUCAGCGUGUGUGAUAUCUUAGGAUGCUCAGGAAUCAUCGUGCGCUCGUCGAUCUGGCUCGGCCUCCCCGACCUCGUCGACCGCAUCUCCGACGGGAACGGGACCGACGUCUGGCCAGAGGUGUUCUGUGUCGGCAGUGCGAUGUGGAUCCAGCUGUUCUACAGCGCCUCCUUCUGGUGGACGUUCUGUUACGCGGUGGACGUUUUCCUAGUGGUCAAGAGAUCGGCUGGCAUUAGCACCAUCGUCCUGUAUCACAUGAUCACGUGGGGUCUGACGCUUCUGCUGUGUGUUGAGGGCGUGGCAAUGCUCUACUACCCCUCCAUCUCCAGCUGUGAGAAUGGCCUUCAGCACGCCGUCCCGCACUACGUCACCACAUACGCACCGAUGCUCCUGGUGCUCGCCGUCAACCCAGUGCUGUUCGCUCGGACCGUCUCAGCCGUGACGUCGCUGCUCAAGGGCCAGCAGGGAAUCUACACCGAGAACGAGAGACGACUCGGAUCCGAGAUCAAAAUACGGUUCUUUAAGAUCAUGCUGGUGUUUGUCAUCUGCUGGCUGCCCAACAUCAUCAACGAGAGUCUGCUGUUCUAUCUGGAGAUGCAGGACGAUAUUAAAGCCGUUGAUCUGAAGAACGUUCGCAACGCCGCGCUCAUCACGUGGUUCAUCAUGGGGAUCCUGAACCCGAUGCAGGGCUUCUUGAACACGCUGGCGUUCCACGGCUGGACGGGUUUGGACCUGGACUUCAGUCGGCAGCGACGGCGCGAGCUGGCGUGGGAUUCGGCUUCCACGUCUGCGGCGUGCGGAUACACACCGACGGUGGGAACGACACUGAUCUACCAGACUCACAUUCAGGAGAUCAAGAAGAGCCUGAGCGCUAACGGACAGCAGACGUCAGACGCCAUUAGCGUACCCUCCGAAGAUUCAGAGUCUAGUACAGUAGAAAUCCAGAUAUCCAGCGAACAGCGAGAGUCUGAGGACGUAAAGCCCAACGGAGCGUCUCUGGAGAUUUCCACACGCUGAACGCUUUCAUACGCUUCAUCCCAACAGAACUGAGUCUACAAGCAUUUCUACAAUCUAUUCAUGCCAAUGAUUCUCUGGACAAUCACUGCCGAAGACUAUCAUUCACAAUAUCCAUGAAACUUUGAUUUGAUUCUGAGUGUCAAUGUUUGCAAACAGGCUUUUUUUGUAAUAAAAAUGCACUGUUUUAAGGAUUUCACUGUAAAAAUACAGUAUUUCCCAGCACACUUGUGGCUUAUGUUUUACUCAUUUUAUAUUUCAUUAAAUUAUUCUUCAUUUAAA
Messenger RNA from Pimephales promelas (fathead minnow), 1585 nucleotides. It is a transcript of the gene gpr143, whose product is annotated as G protein-coupled receptor 143. Lineage: Eukaryota; Metazoa; Chordata; Actinopteri; Cypriniformes; Leuciscidae. Gene Ontology annotation, cellular component: melanosome membrane; plasma membrane. Gene Ontology annotation, biological process: regulation of calcium-mediated signaling; cell surface receptor signaling pathway; G protein-coupled receptor signaling pathway. Gene Ontology annotation, molecular function: L-DOPA receptor activity; dopamine binding; L-DOPA binding. The record is from RefSeq and is a predicted model, not a curated record.